Lodderomyces elongisporus is the source of this 639-nucleotide messenger RNA. RefSeq lists its product as uncharacterized. Gene Ontology annotation, cellular component: endoplasmic reticulum; membrane; cis-Golgi network. The transcript has a single exon. Gene Ontology annotation, biological process: protein retention in ER lumen; endoplasmic reticulum to Golgi vesicle-mediated transport. NCBI's taxonomy places the organism in Eukaryota, Fungi, Ascomycota, Pichiomycetes, Serinales, Debaryomycetaceae. The record is from RefSeq and is a predicted model, not a curated record. The coding region runs from base 1 to 639 and encodes 212 amino acids. Gene Ontology annotation, molecular function: ER lumen protein retrieval receptor activity.
AUGAACAUUUUCAGAUUUCUCGGUGAUUUAUCACAUUUGGCUAGUGUCUUCAUUCUAUUAUAUGCCAUUGAGCAAAAUAGAUCCAUCAAUGGAUUAUCAUUAAAAACACAAGCACUUUACGUGGUUGUGUUUGUAACACGAUACUUGAACUUGUUCACCAAAUUUUACUCACUCUAUAACACUUUACUCAAAAUUGUAUUCAUUGCAAGUUCGAUAUACACUGUUUACGUGAUGGUGUACAAAUAUCACAAGUCUAUCACGAAUCAUGUCGAUACAUUCCCCGUCAAGUAUUUACUAGGUGGAUCUGUUUUGGCAAGUUUGAUCUUUACCCACAAGUAUACACCGGGUGAGAUCGUGUGGAGUUUCAGUAUAUGGCUCGAGGCUGUGGCAAUUUUACCACAAUUGUUUAUCUUACAGAGGACAGGAGAGGCGGAAAACAUCACGACGCAUUAUAUCUUUGCCUUGGGGCUUUAUAGAGCAUUGUACAUUCCAAACUGGAUUUACAGGUAUUUUGCUGAAGGACACUUGGACUAUGUCUCCGUGUUGGCUGGCCUUUUGCAAACUGCAAUCUACUCAGAUUUCUUUUACAUUUACUACAAUAAAGUAAUGAAGGGAAAGAAAUUUGAGUUGCCAGUAUAA